Pelmatolapia mariae (spotted tilapia) is the source of this 553-nucleotide messenger RNA. RefSeq names its product transmembrane protein 233-like. The coding region runs from base 1 to 327 and encodes 108 amino acids. The transcript is spliced from 3 exons. The record is from RefSeq and is a predicted model, not a curated record. Gene Ontology annotation, cellular component: membrane. Lineage: Eukaryota; Metazoa; Chordata; Actinopteri; Cichliformes; Cichlidae.
AUGGCACUUGGAGUGCUAAAUCCACAGUUAAAGAGCUCCUUAAGUGGGAGCGAAUUUUUUGACAGUGAUUAUUUAGAGGAACUACCACCUCCUCUUCAAAGCUACCUUUGUUUGACCAUUUUUACAUGCUUUUGUCCUGCGUACCCCGUCAACAUUGUGGCCUUGGUCUUCUCUAUCAUGUCUAGAAACAGUUAUUACAGCGGAGACUACGACGGCUCCAGGCGGCUGGGCAGGAACGCGCUCUACGUGGCUAUUGCCUCAGUCAUCAUCGGGCUUCUCAUCAUCGCCAUCUCCUGCACUGUUCAUUUUACCACAUUGGAUUUUUAGUGCAGUGGAUGCAGAGAGAGCAGAGAGUCGAAGACUUUGAGCAGAAACCUCAUUACGAGCUCAGGUGCCAACGAAAGGAUUCAGACUCAACUCAUGUUUACUUUAGCCUGUACAGCGCUUACUUUACUGUCUAUGUUGUUCCUACAAAAAAUCAGUGAAUGUAAAAUCUGGUGGGCGUAUACACUUCAGUGACUAAUGUCUUUCCAGAUUUGAUUGCAAAAGGCAG